AAGGGCGGGGCCUCACCUGCGGGCGGUGAGCCGGGCCGGGUGGGGCUCAGUCAGGCAGCGGCGGGCGUCGCCUCUUGGAGUUCCGUGGGUCGCGGGGCGAUGGCUGGGCCCGGGGCGUGGGGCCGGCUCCACUUCGUGCUCCUCAGCGUCAGCUCCUGGUCCUUGAUAUCUGCCCAGGUGAUGGACAAAAAAACCAUUCAAGUGCCUGAGAACGACCCAAUUGAAAUACCCUGUGCUGCGUACAUGUCGAAAAGCGGAACACCCAGGGUCGAGUGGAAGUUUGAAAAGGGCUCUUCAAUAGUGCUCUUCUAUUAUGAUUCCAAAUUCACAGACCCCUACAAAGGCCGUGCUCAGUACACACCCACAGGCAUUCGUUUCACUUCGGUGACUCGGAAGGACACAGGGAAGUAUAUCUGCGAGGUCCUCUCGACCGGGAGCGGUGGCAGUGGUGAACUGAGCAAGUCAGAAGUUGACCUCAUUGUCCAAGUGCCUCCCUCCAAGCCCGUUGCCAAAGGGCCCACCUCGGUGACAAUCGGAAACAAAGCUGUGCUGAAAUGUGUGGAAACAGAUGGGUCUCCACCUCCUACCUUCCAAUGGUACAGGGACAACAUCCUGAUGCCCUCCAACCCCAAGAUCAAUGAGAAAUUCAGGAACUCCUCCUACACGAUUGACACCAAGACUGGAGUGCUGACGAUUGAGCCCGUAACCAGCGUUGACACGGGGGAUUAUUUUUGCGAGGCUCAGAACAACGUCGGGACCGCUCAGAAAUCUGAAGCCAUCCACUUGGAAGCCACUGAAGUCAACGUGGGCGGUAUUGUGGCAGCUGUGGUCGUGCUGCUAAUCGUGCUGGCUCUGGUUGCCUUCGGCAUCUGGUUCGCCUACAGACGUGGCUUUUUCAGCAAGAGAAGAGGGUAAGUGGAACCUCGCACUCUGUUCAAGUGUGCGCCUUGUUCUUUGUCCGUCCUCCAAGCCUCUUCCAUCCCUCUUGUGCUCCUGGCCUGCGGAGAUCCUUCUAGCGCUGUGGAGUGGGUAGAGUAUUCCCCUAGGGAGCCAGGACUAGCCAGACUCUGCCACCUCCUCCGUGGCAGUUUAAAUGCAGCCUGGAAUCUCUUCCGUGCAGCAGUUAGAGUGCAAGGUGCCAGAGUGUACCCCAAGCUCCUCCUCCUACCCCGCUGUGCCCCAGAGUAGCUGCUGUGUGACACGUUGCUGGCCCCCCCGCCAGGUGGGAUCUCUGGGUCUGGAACAGUGGGGAGACUUUGACCUUUUCUCUUGGACGAGGGCACAUGUUUCUGCUGUCCCCACCAUGGGUCGCUCCUACCCUCUCAGGUCCACACUCCCCUGUCCUAGCUCUAUUCCAUCCGUAUCUUCCAGCUGAAGACAGGAACCAAGCCUCCAUCAAUGCAGUUUUCCCCACCCGAAUGGGUCAGCAGGUGGCAUCUGGGUGGAGCACUGUCUUCCCCUGUUCCCCAGAUGGCAGUGUUGUCUUGUGUCCCCACCUCUUGCUGGCCUGGUGAGCAAAAGGCUGCAGAAGGAUCAGAGCAGGGCAGUGUGUUGCCUCCAGACCAUGCCAGGCAUAGUCUCCUUCCCCUUACCCAAAAGAAGUCAACAUCUCAGGAGCGAAUAGCAUUGUCAUGAGCUUGAAAAUUCCCCCCUGCACAGCUCUGCUCAUGUACCCGAUCCACAGCCCCCCACUUAUUUGGCCCUGGACUCCCUUUCCAGUUCUGCCAAUACCCCUCAGUCCUGACCCUCCUCAGCCCUCACUUCUGUGCCAUUCUGCUCCUGGCCUGAUUAUACCAAGUUACAAGCUGGUUCUAACAUGGGGACUGAGUAGAUCCCAAAAUCUACUUGGCACCCAAAGCAGGCUGGGUAUCAGGAUGAGGCCUCUUAGCUGUGUGCUGGAUAUCGGAUGGGGAAAUAGGGAUGGAAGGAAGAGACCAGUCUGUAAAGCAUCUCUCCUACCAGAGCUGGGGGGAGGCUGUGUCUUGCCUGGUGGGGGUUGGGAGAGAAGGGGCGAAUCAGGCACCUCCCAUGUAUCUUUUGUGAGAAGUUUGACAUAGCCUGGUGAUUAACAGCAGCUGCCUGCUAACUUGCUUCCCCAUCGUUGCUGGCUGUCUGGUCCAAUACUGGCGGGGCACAGUGGCACAGCUGGUGGUUGGGGUGGGGUCCGAGGAGUGAUCAGCCCUUGUGAAGUGUCUUAGUUUAAUUCUUUCUCUUUUUAGCAGCACUAAUAAGCAAGUUAUCUACAGCCAACCCUCCAACCGGAGUGACGGAGAAUUCAAACAGACCUCGUCCUUCCUGGUGUGACAUUGGCCCUGGCUUGGAUCCCCCUCUCCUGCUGACGUCCUGCCCCUUGCCCCAUGAACUGCUGUAAAUGUUCUGUGUGAACUACUGUAACACUGCGAUUUUAACUGUUUUUUUUUAAGUUACACCUAGUGCCUUUUUAGUCCUCUUCUAGAUUCUCCCUGUCCUGUAGAUCUGUGGGGCUGGAGUCUUGCCCUCUGCGCUGCAGGCAACUUCGCAUAAACCAGCGUUAUUUUCCUAAACGACAGAUGACAAACCCAGCUGCUGAACACACCCAGCAGAGGGGCUCCCCUGCCACUUGCUGGCGUUGCAGAUUGCUCACCCUGCUUUGGGGAUGUCUGCUAGCACCAGGCUUUCCCAAGGAGGGUGAAAUUCAGCCCAUGCAGCAGGCCAGCGUGAGGCCUUUGCAGCACCGUAGUGCCACUUAAGCCUAUCGGAGGGUUUUAUGCUGCCAGAGGUGGCAGGCUGGGGAGCCCUGGUUAUGCUAAAGCACUGAAUGUAGGGAAUGCAAGUAUAUUUUUGUGACUGUAGAAGAUUGUUGUGUGGUCCCCACUGUCGCUGCUAUACUAGUGUGUCAGGAUGUCAUCUUUGUGGUGUCUGAACUGGCUGAAUUCUACAACUCAACUACAUCCCCCCUGCUGUCUGUGUCCCCCCUGUCCCCCACCGAAAAAGUGUCCCCAUUUUUCCACUAUCUUGUCACCCCAACCUCAGUAUGAAUGGCAGGAGUCUUGAACCACCAUGCAUCUGGAUCCACUGAGAAAUACUUGUAGGGAACGAGCCUGUUGCAGGAAGCGGGAAAGGGGCUGCUGCAAGGCUGCGGUAGAUGGUGCCUCAUCCGUGGAAUCUGUAUUUUUCUCUUGCGGGGCUCCAAAGCAGACUGGAUCGGUUACCAGGAAUAACAGAGGUUGGAAUCAAAUCCUUCACUUUGUUGGGUCACAGUGUGUAACCACCCUGGCAAGAGCUCUUCAGGAGGCUGUCCUGCAAGCAGAGGCUGUAGGGCCAGACUCCUCUCCCAGCAGCUGGACAGAUUUAACUGUGCAGCUGCUUUUUAUUACAGUUCAGCAAGAGAAACCUUCCCAGACCUUAACUUGAAAGCCUGAGACACUGUAAUAGUCACUUUUAAAACCACUUUAAAAUACUUGUGUAAUUUUAUCUAUUUGUAACUGGAAAUAAACCCUUUGGUUUGA
Messenger RNA from Caretta caretta (loggerhead turtle), 3488 nucleotides. The record is from RefSeq and is a predicted model, not a curated record. Lineage: Eukaryota; Metazoa; Chordata; Testudines; Cheloniidae.